GAACUGAGGUCAGCUGGCACGGCUGGUCGUUUAAGAGGCAGAGGUUGAGAACACUGGGGUUUAAAGGAUUAAAUGUAAACAUUUGAAGGACUUUUGUCAUUUUUGUGCUUUAAGAAAUCUGAAACGUGCGAUCUGAUCCAGUCUAAAUGGUAUUUUUCUGUUUAUUAUUAUCUAAAAGUAAUUGUAAGGCUGAGAGUUUAUUUGGUUAAAAUAAAAAAACAAAAACUGAAAAAAAAUAAGUGACUUAAAAUAGGAUGAUACAAAGAUAAAUUCAUUUUUACUUUAGAGUUCCAGAAUUCCCCACUUCCAGUAAAAAAGUUUGACCUUGAAUGUCAGCGAGGAAUGCAGGUUCAGUGUGUAUCACUGUUGGCCUUCUGUUUUCCUCAGAGGUUUAUUUACUCACCGCCGGGCUUAACAUUAACACGAUAUUAAAAGCUCAUUGUGAGCCUGAGCACAGCUGCAAACAGGCCCACUUGUACAUAUGAAAGACUGUGUAAAACUCUUGACCCGGAUUCUUUCCUCCGUCGAGGAAUAACAAAUCAAUCCAGGCCAUCGGGCUUGGUCCUUGACCAGUGGCGUUUGGAUUCACGCUGUUUGAUAAUGGGCUGUGAAGACUGAGGGCCUAAUUCUCUUUGGCGCCUCACGCCCUCCCGAGGGGUGGUCAUUCACCGUUGCCAGGUGGGGAGGAGUUUUCCUUAAGGAGAUUAGACCACCUCUCAGCCACUGGCGAAGCAGCAGGUUGUAAAGAUCUGUUGGGGAAAAGCGAUUCAGAAUGGCUCUUGAGGGGUGUGAAGGCUUGAUGAAAGCUUUAUUCUUUCAAGGAAACCAGGUCACACACUCAUCUUGGCUCUGAUGGAUUAGUUAAUGGAUUAGCUUCUGGUUGGAAAUAGUUAUUAUUUUUUCCUCGUUUGCAUAACAGUGACAACCCUAAUCAAACACCCAUCUUUCAACCUUAAUAAAUGUUUUAUUCUGAAAGGCAUGAGGAGUGCAAUUAAAGAGCAAGUCACCCCCUGCCAGAUUCUUACUCAACUCCCACUUUCUGUUUGAAAAAUGCAACAAAUGCUGUUGCCUAGCAGACCUAGAGGGCGGAGCCUCUAACAAAUACACACACUCACGACAUUGUGAAAUCAUAAUGUACCAUCUAACAUCAUAGUGUACCUCUUAGCCAAUAGCGAUGGCAGAUUAAAAUUCAAAUGCAGUGCUGAGUUUUUGCCUGACGACGGUGCAUCGCUGACAGUUUUAGGCAGAAUAUUUAAUUUUAACUAAGAUGCACUAAAGUGCAGAAUUAUUGACUACAUUUGUCUACAGCACAAUUGGACACUCAUUUAUUAGUUCAUCAGCAAAAAAAUGGUGAUUUGGAGUGACUUGCUCUUUAACUCAUUCACUGGCAGCCGUUUCCUGAUCACUAACAGCCUUCGCUGCCAGCGUUUCUCACAGUUUUUACUGUUUUUUAAGAGUCACAGAACGUUGCGCGCUAGCAUGAUGUCGAUGCCAAAACAACCAAAACAAAGAGGAGACUCACCUCUUGCAUCAGGAAGAAGCCGCGUGUUUCGAGCGUUAUCCGUUCUUUCAUGAUCCGUUGUCGAAUUGUGAUCGGCAGACGCUUUUCCGGUUCGCGCCUCACUUUUUUUACAGGAACGGCCCAAAACGAUCUCCAAACACAUGGAUGUGUUGCUUCCUGAUCAAGUGACGUGUGACAUAUGCGGAUGAAGAUCGGCUUCAGGGCUGAGAUGUUUGUUCUCUCAGCGCGGGGGCUCGUUCCGAUGCUCAAACAGUAAAAAAAAAAAUGCAAAUGACGACUUUAGUCGUCAAUGGCAGUGAACGGUUGGAUCUAAAAUGACGACUUUAGUCGUCAAUGGCAGUGAAUGAGUUAACCAACUUAGUUUUGAGUUUGGCCCAAAAUGACCACAAAAGCAGCACAACUGACCAAAAUGAUUAGGUGGUGUCCUGCAACACUUCCCAUUGAGUUCUGGUAAAACACAUCUUUUUGGACAUCAGGGCUCCCGUCGCAGCUUUUCUUUACUUUUGUAGCAGCAUGAUUUAUUAAUUUAACUGAGCAGUUAAGUAAAAAAAACAUUAGAUGGCAUUUUCUUGAUUUAUGUGACAUAUUUUAUUUUUGAGCUGCACAAGGUUAGGUUUGAGCAUCGGCAUCAUCAUGUACGUGUCCAUGAUGGUCACUCUCUGAUGUGGGACAACUCGACAUGUUCAACCAGCAAUACUGCGAUUGAUUAAAGCUACCCAUGUGAAAAUGGGGGACAUGACGCAAGACCUAUCGGCCAAUAGUUUUUACCUCAGCAGAGGGUAAAUAUUCACCUAUUGGAUCAGAUAUCGACCAGAAGUUUGGAGACAUGAGGAUGCUAACAGAGGUUAUGAUGACAACCUUGUAAGAAAGAGAUGCUUUAGAAGGAUUUUAACAGUCUAUUAUGUUCAAUAGUGAAUGUAAGACUUGUUGCGGACCAUUUUUUUUGGAGAACAUUAUUUUGUGGAUGCAAAAAGCCAUUUUUGUUUGAGAUGGCUGUUUUCUGCCAACUAUUUGAGGCUUUGAACAAAAGUUGUUCAUGUUGUAAAAUAAAAUAAACUAAGCAUAUGCUUUUUAUUGGUAUUUUGUACCGAUUGUUGUGUGAUGCAAAUAAUUUCUGUCUGAAAGUUUUAGUUUAUUACCACUGAACGGCACGAUUCUGCUAUCUGUUGGGUUAAAUCUGCAAUCUCCUUAAAACGUGAUCUCCGGAUGUGUUUCCCAACUCACUGAGUUAAAUAAUCGAGAUUCCAGUAUCAUGUAGCAAAUGUUUUAUUUUUUUAUUUCCAUGUUGGAGCAGCUCUUUGAUAAGGUUGUGGGAAUAGAGGGAGUGUUUGAUGAGAGUUAUAAUAACAUGAAGAAAAAAACAAAUUCAUCAUGCUGCCUUUGCCGUACCAGCACCGCUUUUCAAAGAUGACCACCACUGGUCAUGUUACAGCAGGCUUCUAGACAAAUGUCCCAAGGUGAGUUUAGCUGUGAUUCAACUUCCUCCAGCUUUAGAUUCAUCAGCGUUUGAUAAAUGAGUCAGAAUGAUUCAGGCAGGAACGGCUGUGUGUAGGUCGACUCCCGAGCAGGCAGAGGCAUGUUUUGUCAGUGGGAUGUUCUGUCAAUAGUCCGUUCUCUUUUACGUAACUGUUCUGCUCGCUUUAUUCUUUAGGAAAAAUCGUUGGAAGUUAAAGAAAAAGAACUAGCUAGGAUGACGGCUCUCUUUAAGACUAGCUUCUGCUGAAUGGGAUGUUGGUUUUCUUUGGUUGUAUGGUUUUUUUCUUUAAGUUUAUUUAGCCUUCAGAGAAGAAUUUGCAUGCUAGACAUAAAACAGCCGGUGCUGCUUCUUUGGACCUUAUUUGCUUAGAAAACUCAAGGCCUCGAGCCAGAUGGUGUGGCACGGAGGGAAAUGUAUCAGUAGCUUUGGUUAUCAAGAGCUAAUUCAGGAAUAAGGGAUCCAGGUGUGUCUCUUGGCAGACUCAUUGUCCUAUUCCAGUUAGUCACAGCAAUAUGAGGAGUUGGAAAGGUGAUCAGAAACAAAAGCGGUCUAAAGAUCUUCCUGAGUCAUCAGUUUAUUGGAAAACUUAUCAGCUUUACCAGGAGGUAUGGAAGGAUUACUACAUUAAGACCUGUAGGAAUGCAUCACAUUACUGGAUUAGGUUGAAGCAAGUGUUGUAAAAGUUAAAAUUCUGCUUGGCAACGAUUUCAGUCUUGUCUUGAUGCUGAAAUUCUUUCAUAAGACAGUUUGGAACCUGCAGAAUAAUUGUGAGUUGGCUUUUAUCACCUUUUUCUGUAUCACAGUCAUGCAAUGCACCAUACAUGGAACCAUCAUGAGCUUUCUGUGCUGCACGACGCACAUAGGUGGCGACUUUACAUGUGGAAGGAAAGAAAACUUGUGUUUGUCUUGGGUAGAAUUUGCAUGUUUAUUUGCAUAGAAGCUGGUUUGCAUGAACUUAUCAGAAGACAAAGCAUCGCAUCAUCUCGGGGUUUCGCAACAAGCAGCAAACAUAGUUAAGUUUUAGCUGGAAUCAGCUCAUCGGUAUACGCCACAUCUUGUCAGUAGCGGUUAUUGUUUGUUUUAUAAGAUACGUCUGUCAUUAACUAAGAAUGCAAAAGUACUUUUAGCAGAAGCCAGAGAAUUUGCUAUAAAGGAGUUCUUUGUGUUCAUCACACCAACAACUUCAGACAGAGACCGUCCCUGUCCUGCGUGUAACAGCGGCCUUUUUCUAAACUUAAUAACCAGGUGCUGUGCUGUUCAUAUUUCAGUCUCCCCUAUAAGGCUCUCCGUGAUGUCAGAGGUAGACGUGUUUAUGAACUGUCUGCCUUGUUAACUGUCUGAUAAGCUCCGACUCAAAGGAAAAGAAGUGAAGGCUUUACAUUAUUAGCUCUAGACUGACUAGUCACCAAGUGUAUUUGUGGAGAUCUGCUCUCAGAGGUAGAAAAGAGGCCCUUCCAACCAAUUUCUGUACUCUCGUUUCAGCGGUUCACAGGAAAAACACCAUCACUUCAUACAAAAACUCAUAAUGUUUGUUUUUUACAUUUUUUUUAAAUAGAAAAAGUCACAUAAUUGUUGUCGGGAAGCUGUUGUGAGUUUAUUCCAGGAAAUUCUAGCUGUAACACAUUUUUGUCGCUCCAACUGUCAGAAAAUGGAAUUUAAAGAAUUAUAAUUACAGGUUGGAGGUGUUUUUUUUUCUGGAAUCCAAAUAAUUUUGGUCCAAAAUAUUUGCUCAUUGUUUUUGACUCACCUGAUCUUCACAACUUAAGUCUAAGUAUAGCUUUGAAAAGGUUUACUUUUGUGGUUUGAUGACUAUACUAGUUCUACAGACUUGGUUAAGGAUUACAUAGGUUAACAUCUAGAUUGAUGCAUAACUGAAACAAAGAGAAGUGGGACUUGAAAAUGAUUGCCUAGGCUUAUCUGAAUGGAUUUUAUUGUAAACCACUAUAUAUCCACGGUAUAUGUGUGUAGCCGUGAUCCCUGGCCCAAUCCAAAAAUCCUUCCUAAACCAGAGCUAGUGUGCCAUUCAAGCAGUCAAACCUCAUUAACAUAGAUAUUACAUUUGAUUACUUACUUAUUUAACAAGCAAACGUAUAACAUAAAUUAAUAUUCAGUUUAUCUGCAGUUAAUUGGAAUGAAACCUUCUACUGUUAUUAUUGUUGGUGACAAACUGCAUUAAAAUGUAAAAAUUGUACUUUUAUGUGUUCUCAUAGCUGAAGGUCAUAUUGCUUUGAUGUAAUAAAUAUUUUAUGCAUGUUUGUGCUUGGAACUAUUAAAUAUUAGCUCAGUGCCUCAGAGGCACAGCAAUAAAACCACCCAACAUAAGAAGGGCUAGACUAGAACAGUGGUACAUGGAAGGGAACGUUCUGAACAGAGGUGCAUACAAAAGUGCAUUCUGAUCACUUUUCCUUAGACUUAAAGGGACUUUACGGAGUUUUGAAUUUUUAUGCUUGCGAUUGCCCCCUCAGGCCAAAAGCGUAAUGGCAGCUUCGAUAGUAGGCUCGUGCACGAGGCGCGCAUGCUGUACGUGCACACUCCUUAACGAAAAUAACAGCUGAGACAGUCCCAUGUGUGUGUGUGUGUGUGGCCCAGAGGACAGAGAACAGGAGAACGUGCAGCUAAUUAAUUAAAUAAUUUGGUUCUGUACCUUUCUCUUCAGCACAGCCGACAAAGGUUUAAGAUGGGUCAGUCCUCCUGCAUGCUCAGAUCAUUCCCUUCCCUUGCUUGAAAAAUUGUUCCAUAAUGAAAGUUGAACCCACAUCUUUUUUAUCUGUGAAUUCAAUGCCGUUCGGCGAGUCUAAAAAAAAAUAGGGCGUCUUACUGUAAAAAAAAAUACCAUUAAUGUAAAAAAGAAACUCUAAAUGAACUGUUCACAUCCAGCGUCAAACCCAGGUCUUCUGCAUGAGAGUCAGACAUCUUACGAGGUGAGCUUCACUCUAGUAGCAUUCACAGUAUCUGUAACUUUUAUAUCCUUGAUGACACCUGAAACAACGUAAAACCAAAGAACGGUUCGAAGCGAAAAUGGCUAUUUUGUUGCUAAUUUGCUGGAAAUAUCUAGAAGAAAGUUCUACAGAAAGUUGCUAAGGGUCCUCAGAAAUGUAGCUCGGUUCAUCACUAGGUGCUAGGAACAGCGACAAAGUCUCUGAGUUGGUACUACCUCUCUCUGCUGCUAAAGCUACUGAUAGCAAACGCUACGGGCUAUGCUUGAGCGUGAACGCGCAUGAAGCAGCCUGCUCGACCCGAGCAUCUCUCUUUUUCUGUGAUUUUACAGAAAAACAGGCAAUCACAGUAAAAAUGCCAGGGCUCAUUCUACAGGACCAGGGCAUUGCAGGAGAAUGUAUGAAGAAGACAUUUAUUAUUUCUAUACAUGUUUUGGCUGUCAAACUUCCUUAUGGUCCCUUUAAAUCUGUGUGUAAUUUAAAAGAACUAAGUCUGACACCAAACCAAUCCCGACUCUCCACAUCUGAUGGCAGGGUGGCACACUAGAGUACUGGUUUUGCCAGUGUGGCUUCAAAUCCCUAAAAGAUUACUCAUGAAUAUUCAUACAUGUGAGAGAUGUGCAGUUGCCUAACAACAUAAUGUGCAUGGACGUAUUUUCUUCAUUAUUUUGUUUAUUUGCGACAAGAGGAAAAUGGAUUAACAAAAAGCAGCCCUCUCAAUUAAGUGGAAGUCACAGGCGAUGCAGACUGCACUGCUGAUGACCUCAUGUUUUUCCAAGGCAACAAGCAGACUGGAAACACUUUGCACUGCUUUGCACGGGACCAGGCAUUCAGCUUGUCUGAGAUAACCAGGUCAUUUGCAUUCCUCUGCUUGGCUUGUUUUAACAUGGGCAGCAUUCGGUUCAGCAGUUCCAUUUCUCCUUAAAACAUGUGGUUUGGUAUCAGCUGCAGAUAAUUCCUGCCUGUGGAGCCGUAUCUGAAGUGGUCAAUCAAAGCUGCAGCAGAAGUUGAGCUUGUCCUGAAGUGUUUCAGACUUCAGAUAAGUCAGGAUUUCUCCUGUGUGCAACCAGUGUUAACUUUUUAAGCAGUUUAGUCAUGCAUGAUUUGUAUUAAUGAUGCAAAAUAGUGUUUCUCUGCAUUGCCGGGGGAGUGCAUGGUUUUAUUUUGGACAGGCCACGAUGUGCUGCUUCUCUUUGUACUUUUAACUUGGCAGUCCGCAGCACAGCAGCUUUAUUAUAGAGGGAUUUUGGGUGGGAGGAAGCGAUGGUAAGAGGAAGCGCGAUUCACAUGCCAAACACGGCAAGGCUGAAAACCCAAAGUACAGCCAGACACAGCAGAGGAAGCAGAUGCUUUGUCUUAAUUCAUAUUUGUGUAGUGAGUGUAAUACCUCCCCGCUACACUCCCUUUACACCAUGAACCCUCUGAUUUGUCACAGAGCGUAAACGGCUUUCUCUAGUGGUCAGCUCAUGCUUGCCAGCUCAUCGGUUUCUCCCAGAGAGGUUCAGCAUGGGAACUGGUGCUUUGGUGUGGACUGUAGAGCAAAAACUCAACAACAUGAGCUCAGGACUGACUCAUGGAAAGCUUAAAAUCUCCUCAGUUGUCCUCACCCCUCUCCACCAGUGACCAUGUUCAGGAUAACAUAAGCCCAGAUUAUUACAGCGUUUAUGAUGAGCCACCGGACGGGGAGGGAGAGCGUCCGGUGAGCCUGGUGUCCACCCUGUCCUCUGGUUCAUCUCACGAUAGUCAAAGUCUAUUUGGAAGUACAGUGACCCUUCUAUCCUCCACCACACCUCCCAUACCCAGCGAGGAGGACAUAGACCUAGAACUGAGUCCAGCAGAAAGCAACAAGAAGCAGGUCGGUAAUCGGAGUACCCCCGUCAUGGGUCGCUGGCGGCAACAGCUGGAGGCAGAUGUGGUCAACAACCAGUGGAACAACAAUGACGCUACUGCCUGCAGGACAGCGGGUGGUACAUUAUCUCACAUCAUCUCCUCUCCCGUUGUCACGGAUACAAUGGCACCCAACCCAAAACUGACCUAUGUGGACCGCGUUGUCAUGGAGAUCAUUGAGACGGAGCGCAUGUACGUGAAAGACCUGAGCAGCAUCGUAGAGGACUAUUUGGCUCACGUUAUCGAUGCGGGGAAACUGCCCAUACGGCCUGAGCAGGUGUGUGCCCUGUUUGGAAACAUAGAAGACAUCUAUGAGUUCAAUAGCGAGCUGCUGCAGUGCUUGGACAUGUGUGAGAACGACCCCGUGGCCAUUGCUCAGUGUUUUGUAAAUAAAAGUGAAUAUUUUGAAAUCUACACCCAAUACUGCAACAACUACCCCAAUUCUGUGGCAACGCUAACCGACUGCAUGAGGAUUGAAACUUUGGCAAAGUUCUUCCAGGAUCAGCAGGCGGCUCUGAAACACUCUCUUCCGUUAGGUUCCUACCUCCUAAAACCCGUUCAGAGGAUCCUGAAGUAUCACCUGCUCCUUCAGGAAAUUGCUAAACACUUUGACCCGGAUGAGGAGGGCUAUGAGGUGGUUCAGGAGGCCAUAGACACCAUGACAAGUGUGGCCUGGUACAUCAACGAUAUGAAGAGGAAACAUGAACACGCCGUCAGAGUGCAGGAGAUUCAGUCUCUUCUGAUCAACUGGAAGGGUCCUGACCUGACCACCUACGGUGAGCUGGUUCUGGAAGGCACCUUUCCUGUUCUGAGGGCGAAGAACACCCGCACGCUCUUCCUCUUUGAGAGAAUGCUCCUCAUCACCAAGAAACGAGGGGAAAACUACAUCUACAAAAUCCACAUUUCUUGUUCCACCUUAAUGCUGCUUGAGAAUGCCAAGGAUCCUCUUCUCUUCAGUGUUAUCCACUUCAAACGACCCAAACAGCCUCACACGGUGCAGGCAAGGUCUGUGGAGGAGAAGCGGCUCUGGGCGCAUCACAUUAAGAGGCUCAUACUUGAGAAUCACAACACCAUCUUACCACAGCAGGCAAAGGACGCCACUGUGGACAAUUCAAGCCAUGCGGGGAAGUACCAGUAUAGUCCUGAGAGGAUGAUGAAAGCCGAGCACUGCCACACUGACAGCUUCCAUCUCAGAGGACGAAACGAGAGGAGGAGAUCCGAACCAGGAAAACAAAUCAUAAAGACCACAGAAGCUGUUCUAAAGCAUGCUGACAGUGAUGGUGCACUGCUGGGAGACGGGUGCUCCCUCCAGCCUGCCAGUAGUAUCAGUACACUCGCCUCCAGUCUGGGUGAGCCUGAGGGUGAGGGGUCAAGUGUGGAUGAUCUAACAACCAGAGGUGACUCUCAGGAGCAGCUAAGUCCAACUGAGAGUGCCCCUAACCUGAAAUCAUUGCCCAGUGAGGAGGAAGUGUUGGAGAAGCAGGAAGAUGUACUGAUGGGAGGCGACCAGGUAGCCGACUUUGCCAGCUCAGUGCUAGCAGCCAUCUCCUGCUGGCACUAUAGAGCCAGGGCUUUGCUUUCUGCUCAUUUCACAACGGAGGAUCAGAUCAGUGGUGUUGAGCUAAAAACUCCAGCGGAGGAGUUGGAAACUUGCAGGCAGGAGGAAAACGGCGAGCUUGUGGCGGUGAAAGAAACUCUCGUUACACAGGCCAGUAUGCAGGAGGUGUGCCAUCAAGGAGAAAGGAGUAUCCUGCUGGAUGUGAAUGGCACCCAGUGUCCUGAGUCUCCGACGUCCCACCACAUAGAAGAACCCCAAACUCCAGAAUGUCUGGAAACCUCUGGAGAAACAGGAGAAGAAGAGGGAGGGAGCGACUCCUCUGGUCUCCAAGUGGAGGAGACGACCGUGUCCGUUAAUAGUGAGCUGUCAGAGGAGGACGAGGAGAUGCUUUCAGGUCGUAAAAGCAUCCUGCCUUCGUCCGUGUUGGACCAGGCAGGCGUGCUAGCCGAGCGCUUCAUCAGCAGCCUGUCCAGAUGGAGCAGUCUAGUGUCUGAGGACCUCGGUUCCCCCACUUGUCCUUCUCUGCCUGUAGAUAACGAGGUCUUCCAAAGCCCCUCGGCUUGUGUUUUGGAUAAGCUGACCCAAAUGGUGGCUAGCCCCUCAACAGAACCACAUGUAACCUCAGAACACGCGUCAUGUUCUGUGUUCUCAUCCGAUCCACGUGAAGGGGAGCGCGUGUCCACCCUCUCCAAAAAAGAUCGCCUCCUCAUCCACAAAAUCAAACAAUACUAUGAGCAGGCGGAGCACCAAGACGCUAGCUUCAGCGUCAAGCGCAGGGAAAGUCUGUCCUACAUUCCAGCCGGUCUGGUGAGGCAGCUGAGUCGGAAGAUCAACGAUAUUCCUCAGGAGAAGGUCGGCCCAGUCCACAGGAAAGGCCUCUGUCGAAACAGGCCCACGUCCUGGUCUGUGUUUAACCUUCCUGGGUUAGAAAACGGUCACAAACCACAGAGCCCGGUGGCUGCGUCUCAUGGUGUCGCAGCAGAAAAAGAGUUUAGGUCAUCGGCCAACAUGCUGAAGGUUUGGGAAGUCAUGGAAAUGGAGGACGAGAGCGUGGAAGAGAAAGUGAACGACUCAAAUUUAGAAUUUAUUCAGGAUAACGGCUCGGAAAUUUCAGAUGCUGAAAUCAAAAAGCAGCCAUCUUUGAUUUUAGAAGAGUCUGAAAUGAGCUCUGCCUCUGAAGGCGCCUCAGUGUUGUCACCUAACACGAGCUCCUUGAUGGUGGAGGGGGGAUCUGAUCGGGACUCUAAUCAGGAAGAUGGACACUUUAGCCCCGCCCUUUUACCCAAGAUCAUUCGAUUCAGAACCAGCAUAGAUGAAGACCAGAUCCUACAAGACAUCGGAAAGAUGAAGAACAAGGUGUUCCAGUUAGCCCGUCAGUACAGCCAGCGCCUUAAAAACAGGCCCUUAGUCUGGCCUCGGAGCCGUCACACAGCCAAUCAGGAAAGCCUCCAGGACAUCCCAGGUGUCCACGAGGAAAAGAUGAGGGAAAUGGAUAAUCUCAACCUGAGAGAACCGAUGAAUAAACAGGAAGUCAUUGAUGAAGUGCAUCCUCCAAGUCCUGUCCAGAUUCCCAGCUCCCAGUCCACCACGAGCUCCGACUCCGAGAGCUUCCACUGGCCUGACGUUCAGGAGCUGCGCUCCAAAUACGCAGACCGCUCUCUAAAACCCACGUGUGUGUGUGCGGUCCCAAACAGAACCAGGUGUAACGGCUGCUCUCAGAAGUACAGCAGCUCCUCAGACCUCCACAGAGUUCAGACAGACGGCUGCAGGAAGCAGCUAGACGGGCAUUUUCUGUUGGAGGGUGGGCCUCCGCACCACACACGUUCCCUGCUGUGCAGGUGGAGCUCCUUGGACCACGUAUUUGGCUCGCUGUCCCUCCAUGAAGUCCAGAACUUCCAGGAACCUGUGCGGACUUGCCUUCCACUUUCCAGAGUCCACAGUGAGGGCAGUCCCCUCCAGGAGGGACCUAACGGCACCAAGUCCUCCGAAAGUUUUCGUGUGAAAAAUUUACGGGAGAAGUUUCAAAGUUUAAGCACGAGCUGAUGAACGUGUCUUCAUAUCAGGAAAUCACACAUCUGGAAACAUCUGCCUGUUACCUGAUACUUUCAUCUGUUAUACUCCCUUUAACUGACUGCAUGGUGUUUUUAGCACAGGGGGUUGUGGGUAAUGAUGUCGGCAUUGGUGUAACCUAAAAAAGAAAUGUUUAUGGGGAGAUUUCCAUGAAAGAAUACUGUUUUAUAAAUAACGUAAUGCACAUUUACAGUUUAAACAUGAAUUCUCCUGUUCUUCAUCCUUCCAUCCGCGUGCGUCAUCUUCAUCCUCGCUGCUCUCAGCGUCUGUGAUCGCACACCAAAGAUACGCCGAUCAGCGUUUGCUGGCUUUUAAGGCACAAAAACAAAAGGAAACUGUUUCUACAUUUACCUAAGCUGCUUGUAAAACACUUUAAAACAUCACUGGAGCGUUUUUUGUGUCAGGAAGUUGUAUAUUUUCAUAAAUUAUUUAUAAGUCUCCACGUUUGGUUAGAUUUACAGUGUAAAUACUGGAUUCACAGCCACUCGUUUUUACAUUUUAGCUGCAGAAUUGUUUCAUAUGUGCAGAUUCUCAUAUUUUCAAUAAAAAAAUGUAAACGCCAAGUUCCACAA
Molecule: messenger RNA, 12022 nt
Organism: Nothobranchius furzeri (turquoise killifish)
Lineage: Eukaryota; Metazoa; Chordata; Actinopteri; Cyprinodontiformes; Nothobranchiidae
Source: RefSeq, a predicted model, not a curated record